AUGCACUAUCACUCCACGUUCAAAAAAAUCUUGGCGGUCAAGAAGGCAAUCGAGAAAUUUGAGUUUCACUUGAUAGGACAUAAAUUUCGAAUCGAAAUGGAUAUGUCUUCUUUUCCCAAGAUGUUACAAUUCAAGCAAAAGAUGAUCCCACACCAGCAGUUGUUACGAUGGAGUGAAUGGUUCUCAAAGUACGACUUCGAGUCCUUCUAUUUAAAGGGCAAAAAGAAUACUCUUGCAGACAUGCUCAGCAGAAACCCGCCCAAAGAAAUCAAUCUGAUGACGACAUCCUCGACACCAAAAGAAGAUUUCUAUGACUUCGACGGCAAUAUGCCCAAGGACGCUCAUCAGCUCAUCGAAACAAAAACCCUGCAUGAGCGCCUUCAUCAUAAAAUCUUCCAAUACCAAUCCACUAUCCUAUGCAGAUACGGAAUCAACUGUCGCUUCAUAGCACCAAUGGGCAUUCACCCGGACUAUCCAUUUGCUCAUCUCUUCAGAAUUGAAAACACAAACAUGCCAGAAGAAGUCUUAUGCUUCCUUUGGUAUCUUUGCUCAGUCUACACCAUCGGCAUCACAUUCGACAUUGUAUAG
Microthlaspi erraticum is the source of this 588-nucleotide messenger RNA. NCBI's taxonomy places the organism in Eukaryota, Viridiplantae, Streptophyta, Magnoliopsida, Brassicales, Brassicaceae. The record is from the annotation of a GenBank genome assembly.